Molecule: messenger RNA, 4317 nt
Organism: Equus quagga
Lineage: Eukaryota; Metazoa; Chordata; Mammalia; Perissodactyla; Equidae
Gene: MTIF3
Product: mitochondrial translational initiation factor 3
Biological process (GO): ribosome disassembly; mitochondrial translational initiation
Cellular component (GO): mitochondrion
Molecular function (GO): ribosome binding; translation initiation factor activity
Source: RefSeq, a predicted model, not a curated record
AAUCAAAUAAUAGUUUGAGAGCACAUAAAGGGUUUAACACAGAUGUGGUCACCCGAUGUUCUCCAGCUCCUCUGGGGAACUGGCAGAAGUAGCCACACGAGGGAUUUUGGUUACUUAAAGGAAAAGACCCCUAAGUCCUUUAAAACACUGACAGGAGCUCCUGAGGGAGGGCUAAAUCUCCUCUCCUGGAGUUUUUUGUUUUUGUUUUUGUUUCUGGAUGUUUACGUGUUUGGAAUGGAUUAAUCACAGUUCUGCCUGAGGAUAAAUGGCAGACACUCGGUGAGGCCACCAGCUUUCUGAUGUGAUGCUAACAGACACAGGAUUGGACUGAGAGCAUCUCCAGGAGGUUUGUCCUGAGCGACCUCAUGCUCAGCCAGAGCUGCCUGCGCACCUUGCUUUCCGUGUCCUUUUUGACAAGUCUGUCAACAAAAACUCAGGAGAGCAUGGACCCUCUCAGCUAUUCAAACUGGCUCUGUGAUGAGAGGUUGCUGCCAUUCAAGACAGCUGCUCUCAGCCAGAUUUAGUUUGCACUGCAUAGAUCUGACACAUAAGACUUCUUCGGCUCCCCCAUUUUAGCAAAACUGCCCUGAUAAGAACUUACAACCUAAUGGAGGAAGAUGUAGAUUAACUACCUAUGAUCCAUUCACAACUAUUUGUUGGAGAAUAUGCUGAAUAUCUGAACCCACCCAGGCUUUGCCACAGCUACUUAACUUCAAAAUAAACCUAGGAUUUUGAUUAGUUUAACAUUAGCUUCUUAAAGUAAUUGUUGCUGUCAUUGUGGCAUCAUAAAGUCACAGCCUAGUGUUAGUAACUUCUUAAUGGAAUCACUCAUAGGAUAAUUACUUUGUGGAACAGAUAUAUUGAACCUCAACGACCUCGGGCUAAGUAACUGCCUCUUACGAGUCUCCUUGUUCGGAAGGUUCCCUCCAUGCCAGCGGAGAGAGAGGUGACUCUGAAAGAUGACAGGCAAGGACAGGGACAAAAUAUCUCCUUUAAUCCUUCAUCAGAGCAAAACACCACAAUAGGCGUUGUGUGAGAAAAUGUGUCAUUCAGGGACCAACCAUGGAAUCUCAUCGUGGAAGAAAAGGUAGACGUUUUAGAGCCCCCAGGAUUUGAAUCUUACUGAGUUACACUUUGGUAUUUUUCGGUUCUUUUUUUUUGUAAAUUAUGGGUAGAAACAAUAAUAAUUGGGAAAGCUCUAUAGACCUCCGAGAGUCCUCCUCUAUGCACAUACUGAACCAGAUAGUUUACGGCACAGUAACAUGACCUCCCUAAACCAAGAAGGAUGCCUCCACAAGUAGAGGCCAUAAAUAUAGGGAAGGGUCCUAGGAGGGCCAGUUGCCUGCUUUACCGUCUUUAUUCAAGAGUCUGCAAAGUCUGCCGGGACAGAGCUGAGCCCAAGGCAGGCUCUUUAAAAGCUGCCGUGUCCCACUGAGCUGGAGGGCAAAGCAGAGUUCAAGGGAGCAGAUGAAAAAAACAGCUUCUGUCUGAGGGCAGGUCUCUAACGCCCACCCCUUUUCUGUUCCUCUCCUUCCAGGAAUACUAAAGCAUCUCCUUCUUGUUGAGACAUCUGACAACGGCAGUCUAGAAAAUCUCCCAAAGCAUCUACUCUGGACACUUAGAGAUGGGGCUUCAAAGAGGGGCUACAAACUGGAUGCUGGCAGGAGCUUGGGCUACGCACGAUCACUGGGUGUGAAUUUAAUUCACAUCCUCAUCUUACCAAAUUUCAAGUCUUUCGUUUAGCUAUUCAAGUCUUCCAUCAAUUUUACACAUUACGCUCAGUAUCCUCCCGGACUUGGAACUUGGCUUCGCUCUUCUUUAUUCAGCAGCAGAAGGAACAUCCGGCAUUCAGAGCACCAACUCUGGCACCAGGCUGCCUGGGUCUUUUUAUUCUUGAUUCUCUACUAGUUGUGUGUCCUUGGGCAAAUUACUUAACUUCUUUAUGCUUCAGUUCCUUCCUCCGUGAAAUGGGGUAACAAGGGUGUCCUGAGGAUUCAAUGACUCCUAUUAGUAAAGCCCUUACCACAGAGCCUGGCAGGCCCGUAGGUAAACGCUAUAAACGGCGCACUUAGAAAUGCUGCGCACCUACCAUUUGCCAAGGUACCGUGCUGGUCACUCUGUCCCCACAUCUACGCUACACAAACUUGCAUCGUGGUAUCGAGGAAGAAUAAAACGAAUCUCUAGUUCUUGUUUAGCUUGGAAAGGAUCAACAUGCAAACGCUAACCUCGGACUUCGGGUCACACACACGAGCUGCGUCUGGGUUCACUUCACUAUUUCAGCCAACAUCAGCGCCUCCGUGCCAGACGCCGUGGACGUGAUGAGGAAACGGAGCCUCGGUCCUUGCUCCCAAGCAGCUACUUCAGGCUGAACUAGUUUCCUCAUCUGUAAUAAGGAAGGUAACACCUGAUUCGAGCAGUUAUUUAAUGAGAAUAGACAAAGCAGUGUGUUCCGCUGGACUCCAGUGUAUAAACGUAUUUCCUCCCAUGGGAUAAACGCAAGUCUUCUCCACUCGGGCGGCUUCGCUGUCACGACUGCAGAUCCCCACUCCGCCACCGAGGACCCUCCCACCGGAGAGGAGGCGAGCGCGGCAGGAGGCUGGCACCUGAGGGCCCCGGACCACGGACCACAACGGGGCGUCGGCCCUGCCCCAGCGGGUCUGCGCGACCCCCGCAACCCCACGGACAACGGAUGAGCGGUUCCCAGCCCCCCAAGCACAACUCCGCUCGAAUCUUACCCGCCGGCCCCCUCCGUCUGUCCCGGCGGCCCCGCGCGGUCACCGAGCGCAGUCACCGACGCCGCCGGGGCAACCUCUUAGCGCCCGGCUCCGUCUGCUCACCUGCAAACAGGGGGCAGGGCUCCCCGACGCACAAUAAUUAUAAGACGCUUAUGAAACAGUUUAUUAAACAUGAAAUUAAAACUGCAUUUUACUAAACAAAAGACGUUUACGAAACAAGCCUCUGUAAGCCCCAGUGGGCACGUAGAAGCACGGAGGCUGGCGUCAACGUAACGUAACGAGAAGAGCCGCUGACGGUCGCAAGCGCGGCACGGAGUCCGCGACGCCCCUCUAAGCAGCAGGAACUUGCGCGCCCCCCGCACUUUCUGUCGGAGGUAUUUAUCCCGCCAGCUGGAAAGGCGCUCCUCCCACGUCACCUUUCCUUUAAAAGACGCCGGGCGAAGCCCCGCCCACUACGGAAAGCGAAGGGGUCUCACGGCGGAGCCCGUUUACCGGCUCCUUCUGCCAGAUUUUGCUCAUCGCCGGCCGGUACAGACUCCUGGUUCAUCCAGCCUAUUAUUUAUUUGACUGAAGUAUCAAAGACAUUUCAUCAGAGAACAUGGCUUCCUGUUCUGCAUCAACCUCGAAAGGCUAAAGCUGGCAUUCUCCUCUAAAGAAGAGCUUUUCUUCAUCAACUCGGGACGAUUACAUGUCUUCUUAAAAAGGAUGGCUGCUGUUUUCCUAAAGAGGUUAACAUUACAAAUCAUAAAGACUGAAAAGAAUUACACUAGAAGAUGUUUUGGUAAAUACAUCAUGCAAAAGAUAGUACCUGCACCAUUGUCCCUUAUUGCUUCUGCCCCAAGACUGUCCUACCUAAUUCGUGCAAAAGCUUUUAGUACUGUUGAAGACACCCAGGAUGAAAGAAAAAAGAAAAAAAAGAACGAAACAGCUUUUAGUAAUAUUGGGAGGAAAAUUAAUGAGCGAAUUAUUCAUGUACUUGACGAGAAGGGCAAUGAUUUGGGGAACAUGCACCGAGCAAACGUGAUUCGACUCAUGGACGAGCGAGACCUGAGGCUCGUCAGAAGGAACCCUGGCGCAGAUCCUCCGCAGUACCAGCUCAUGACGGGAAUCCAGAUCCACGAAGAACGGCUGCGGCUGAGAGAGAGCGGAAAGGCUAGACCUACGCCUGGACCGACCCUGACAAAGGAACUAACGUUUUCUUCAAACAUUGGACAACAUGAUUUGGACACAAAGAGUAAACAGAUUCAGCAAUGGAUUGAGAAAAAAUACAAAGUUCAAAUUACUAUAAAGAAAGGGAAGAAUGCAGAAGAGCCAGAAAAUAAAAUAGAGGAGAUAUUUAAUCACAUACUCCAGACUAUGCCUGGAAUAGCUACCUUCUCAUCCAGGCCACAGUCUGUUAAAGGAGGAAAAGCUGUAAUGUGCGUGCUUCGUCAUUUGAGCAAAAGGAAGAGGAUGCAUAUAGAGAAACUCAAGGGACCCAGAAAGGAGACACUCUGAACAGAGAAAAUAGAAUAGAGAAUUAGAUGUUCUGUUCUGCAGCAGUAAUUUUAAUAAAGAAAAAUGUGCUGCCAAGAAAAAAUAA